Aspergillus novofumigatus IBT 16806 is the source of this 1601-nucleotide messenger RNA. Its product is annotated as RNP domain protein. The transcript has a single exon. The record is from RefSeq and is a predicted model, not a curated record. Gene Ontology annotation, molecular function: mRNA binding. Bases 433 to 1536 code for a protein of 367 amino acids. NCBI's taxonomy places the organism in Eukaryota, Fungi, Ascomycota, Eurotiomycetes, Eurotiales, Aspergillaceae.
GCUGGAUUGACCUACCUCACUUGCCAUUCAAUCAUCGCCUCUGGACAAAAACUCAAACCUCCUGUCGACGCCUUUCGCGACACACUCUCCCCGAAACAUACCUUUGAGACACUUCAGCUUAUCUUUCCGUUCUGCUCAAAAGUAUUGACUGCCUCUUGCGUCUUUCGAGGCUACCACCAAUCUUCCAUUACUUUCUACGCCGUUGAACAGCGAUUUGAAGAAUACAAGUCGAGAAUCCAGACUGCGAUUGUGCAUCAUUCACUUGCCUCAAAAUCAAUAUAGAUUCACGAUUCGGGACCUUUUUCAGGUGUGACGUCUGACGUGUGACUGCUCGUCAGUCAGGCCCUGAAGGUACGUGUCUGCUGCUACUCCUGCACGCGGCGCAAUCAAACCAUCCAUACCGUAUCUCUUGUUUCGAACGCUCCGUUCAUCAUGUCCUUUCCGCCACCUCCAGGUCUCAAACAAACGCCAUCUUCGCUCCCCGCGCGGCCACCAGCAUCCGCAGGCACAGCCGCCGCAUCUUACCAACCUGCAUAUUCGGCCGCGCCCUCAUAUACGGCCCCAGCUGCCAGCAGCGGAUAUGGCGCGACUGGCGCUCGGACAGGCUAUAAUGCCUUCACAGCAUUCCAACCUCGUGCCGUAGUUUCCAGCCAGCCUUACCGUACCAGCAGUCCAGCCGUCUCUACGCCGCCAGCUACUGCAGCGGGUUACUCGGCGCCGGCCGCUGCAAACUACGGCAGUUACUACUCUCAGACGCCGCAAACCUACCAGGGUGCACCGUCUUAUUACGGCUCCGCCCAGUACAGCGACACCACCUAUGGCCCGUCUGUGCCUCACAUUCAGAAUCCGUUCACCGCUACAGGGACGGGGAAGAAUUACGGACGCAAUGACUCCGGUCUAGAUCCCGAGACAGAAGCUCAAAUUGCGCAGUGGCAGAGCGCUUAUGCCAACAAGGAGGAAGUUCCGGGAGGAGGCAAGGUAGCAGGUCGUCGCGACGGAGCUACGGGAAUGCCAGGUGCUACCGUGGGAACCAACACACCGACCAGUGCAACAGCGGCGAGUACGCCCACACCUGCGCCAGGCCACCCAGAGCAAAAUGCCAAGACCGUCGUGCGAUCCGGCGGUGGCCAGACGUGGUCCGAUCCGACUCUGCUAGAAUGGGAUCCGGCGCAUUUCCGACUCUUCGUGGGGAACCUCGCGGGCGAGGUGACCGACGACUCGUUGCUGAAAGCAUUUUCGAGGUAUUCAUCCGUUCAGAAAGCGCGAGUCAUUCGGGACAAGCGCACGCAGAAGAGCAAGGGUUAUGGAUUUGUCAGUUUCAGCAACGGUGAUGACUACUUCGCGGCUGCGAGGGAGAUGCAGGGCAAGUACAUUGGCUCACAUCCGAUUCUGCUGCGACGGGCCACCACGGAGAUCCGUCCGACGACUAAUACCAAGGGCGGGAAGAAGAACGCUGGCGGCCAAGGUGGAGGUCAAGCCGGGGGAAGGUCAAGCACGACGGCGUCAAGAAGCCGGGCAAGACGAGGGGCGGGCUGAAGAUUAUAGGUUGAUCAGCAUUUUCCAUUGCGUAUAUCAAUACUAUCUAUUAAUGAAUCGUAAGA